This is a messenger RNA of Cordyceps militaris CM01, 1398 nucleotides long. RefSeq lists its product as uncharacterized. NCBI's taxonomy places the organism in Eukaryota, Fungi, Ascomycota, Sordariomycetes, Hypocreales, Cordycipitaceae. The coding region runs from base 1 to 1398 and encodes 465 amino acids. The transcript has a single exon. The record is from RefSeq and is a predicted model, not a curated record.
AUGCACCGCAAGCACCGUACCAGCAUGUUCCCAUUCUGGAAUCUGCUCUUCUUCUUCAUCGCGCUCUGCGCCGCCGAACCAGCCCAGUUUUGCAAGUUUGGCCACGCGUCCGGCCAGGUCGACUUUUGCAGCAGCUUCACCGCGCACCGCAACGCGUCGACGCACGCGCACAAUGUCUACCUCACAUUCACAGCGACACGGGCGCUCGGCUCCGCCAAGGGCUGGACGGCGGUCGGCUUCGGCGAGGAGAUGAAGGGCUCGCUCAUGGUCAUCGUCUACGGGGACCCGGCGUCCGGCCAGCCGCCGAUUGUCAGCGUGCGCGCGUCCGAGGGCCACUCGCAGCCGACGCUCGUCACGCGGGACCAGCUCGGGGGCGGCGACCUGCGGGUGCUCCGGUCCGACUGGCGGCUGGACGAUGCGGCCGCCGGCACCGUCACGGCCAUUGUGUCGCUCGUGUGCUACUCGUGCACGCGCUGGCCGGGCGCGCGCAUCUCGGCCGCCGCCACGUCCCAGCCGCUCAUCUGGGCGUGGAACGACGCGCAGGAGUUUGACGUCUUCACGUACGAUGCCCAUCUCCGGAUGCACAAGCACCACGCCGGCAACGGCGGCUGGGGCCGCUUCUACGUCAACAUGGACCACGCCACCAGCAAGGUGCCCCAGCUGCCUUCGGUGCCCUACAUCCGCCACGGCGUCGCGGCCUAUGCCGCCUCGGAAGAGCCAGACAUCUUGGCCGGUGGCAUCGUCGAUGCCAUGAAGAAGUGGACGAUGAACAAUCGUGCGCUCCAUGUCCACGGAAGUCUGAUGGCUGCCGCUUUUCUCUUGUUUAUCCCGGGCGGCGUCGUGGCCAUGAGAUCCGGCAGCCCCAGAUCCUUCACGUACCAUUGGAUUAUCCAGCUUACCGCUGCGACCAUGAUACUGGCUGGAAUGGGCGUGGGUAUUUCCCUCCAGAAACGAAUCAACACGACUCACCAGAUUCUGGGCCUGACGAUUGUGGGCGUGCUCUUUGUGCAGUCCUACCUGGGAUACAAGCACCAUGUGGACUUUGUCAAGAUCCGUCGCCGCACCUGGAUCUCGCACUGCCAUAUAUGGACAGGCCGUAGUGUCAUGGUCGCUGCCUCUGGCAAUCUCCUCCUCGGUAUGACGAUGAGGGGCUAUCCCCGCGUCAUCAUGGCCCUGGCCGCCGCCUUUAUUGUCCUCGAGUUUUCGGGACUCGCUUUGUUUGUCUGGCGCAGAGCCAAAAUUACUGCCCGGAAGCGUGCCGAGUAUGAAGAGAUGGAGCAAAACGCGCAGACUCAUCGUUACUUCACCAUUGGUGAGGAGACGGAUGACGAGUCGAGUGAUGCCGAGGACGAGUCCCAAAAGCUGACCAAGUCAGAAGACUCUUUGGCUUCAAAAUAG